Molecule: messenger RNA, 1569 nt
Organism: Suillus paluster
Lineage: Eukaryota; Fungi; Basidiomycota; Agaricomycetes; Boletales; Suillaceae
Product: P-loop containing nucleoside triphosphate hydrolase protein
Exons: 6
Coding region: 1-1569 (522 amino acids)
Biological process (GO): double-strand break repair via homologous recombination
Cellular component (GO): cytoplasm; chromosome; nucleus
Molecular function (GO): four-way junction helicase activity; ATP binding; 3'-5' DNA helicase activity
Source: RefSeq, a predicted model, not a curated record
AUGGGGGCAUUUGUCUUCUGUUCAGAUGAAGGACGUGCGCUCUGUCGGAAAUUACUCCAAGAGACCAUGCCAUUUGACACUCAUGACUACCAGCUCGAAGUCAUAACACACAUGCUGGAUGGCGAGGAUGUCCUAUGCACAACGGCUACAGGAUCCGGGAAGACAGACGCCUUUAUUCGACUCAUGCACGUCAUUAUAGCGUUGUCCAAAAACCUGUCACUCGCACCUGGCAAAAACUUUCCCCCUGAUCCUGCAAUGCUUGCAAUAUGCCCGACAAAAGCACUUGAAUAUGACUUGGCAGAAAAAAUGACCCAUGCUAAACUCAUGAAUGUCGUCAUUAACCAAGACACUGUCGCUGCAGCACGCAAAGCAAGCAACAAUGAUUCCAACCUGUUCAAAAAGGUCUGUGAAGGAACUGCAAUUAUCCUGCUGUCUCCAGAGCAGCUCGAAUCAUCGGGUUUCCGGUCAGUUGUGGAUAACAAAGCAUUUGCGGCACGCUUAUGUGUCAUGGUUGUUGACGAGGCUCACCUUAUUGACCUCUGGGGUUUAUCUAUCCAGCCAUCGUACAAAAAGAUAGGCUGGAUGCGCUCUCGCGCAGGACACCAUGUUCCCGUGCUUGCUGUAACUGCCACACUGCAAAAAAAAUCAGAGGCAGAGGUCCUUGGAUUCUUGGGCUUUCGUAGGGGACAUUACCAUGUCGUACGACGGUCGAAUUUAAGGAGUGAUUCAGGUGUCAGUGGAACUCAGUUCCCAGAGCUCUGGUGGAUCCUCAGCUGCACCAAUAACUCCCUUAUCUUCGUACCUACUGUCCAUAUGGCAUUCCGUGCCACAGAGACACCAGACAGGCAUGAGUGCAUCUGCCUAUACAAUUCAGCCAACUUCGCCAACCAUAACAACAAAACAUUGGAUUACUUACGCGACGACUCAUCCACAACCCCCCGCAUCAUUGUUUCGACUGCAGCCCUUACCAACGGAGUGGACCCUCCAAAUAUUGGACGUGUUGUUGUCUUCCCUCAACCUGCAACAAGUGACGAGUUGCUUCAGAACUUUGGGCAUGCACAAGGCAUUGUCUAUGUGUUGAAGGAUGCUAUUCAGACAGCAAAACGAGUAGUCAGCCAAGGUAACACCACUGAAACAACGAAAUCGAAAUCGAAGGAGAAGGAGGAGACCAUGCAGAUCUCAAUGGCCCGGCUCAUUCUCGCGCAAUGCAAGGUCAACGAGAUUGAUGCCCUGUACGAAAACCCACCAUUUGACAUGUCCUGCACCUGUGCUACAUGCCUGACUACUCCACCACCACCAUCACAUGCCCAGGAUUGUAAUUGCAGUGGGUGUCAGCCAGAGGAGAAUAACGUUAUAUCACUGCUCGUCGAUUGCCUCGAGCAUCUUUUGGUGGCAGAUGACCUGGGACCCCUAUUGCAACAAUUACCAUUUCUUAAGAAGCACCAUCACAAUGUACUUCUUGCAAAGCUAGUUGACAUGCGGGUUAAUUUUGAUGGUCUUCGGGGAGGGUCGAAUUCUCACCAACAGAGUGGCAUCAUGUGGAGCUUCUCACCCGACUGGCAAGGGUGA